Suncus etruscus (white-toothed pygmy shrew) is the source of this 3102-nucleotide messenger RNA. RefSeq names its product NLR family pyrin domain containing 14 (gene NLRP14). The coding region runs from base 1 to 3102 and encodes 1033 amino acids. Gene Ontology annotation, molecular function: protein binding. The transcript is spliced from 10 exons. Gene Ontology annotation, biological process: regulation of inflammatory response. The record is from RefSeq and is a predicted model, not a curated record. Gene Ontology annotation, cellular component: cytoplasm. Lineage: Eukaryota; Metazoa; Chordata; Mammalia; Eulipotyphla; Soricidae.
AUGACAGAUUCAUCAUCUUCCUUGAUUUUGGAUUUUGGACUGCUGUUGUAUUUGGAAGAGUUGAACAAAGAUGAAUUAAAUAAAUUCAAAUUACUCCUAAAGGAAGAACCCAUGAAACCUGGAAUUUGCCAGAUACCCUGGACUCAAGUAAAGAAGGCCAAUCGGGAGGGCCUGGCUAAUUUGAUGAAUGAAUAUUAUUCAAGAGAGCAGGCCUGGGAUAUGGCUCUCAAAAUCUUUGGAAAGCUGAAACUGAAGAAUCUGUGUGAGAGAGCAAAAUCGGAGCUGAACUGGGCAUCUCAGAACAAGAGACCCAAGGAUGCCAGAGUCGGAGAUAUACAAGAUGAAAAUGAUGCAGCAUUGGGUGAAGGAACAGAAUACAGAAUUCGAAUGAAAGAAAAGUAUUGCAUUAUGGAGGAUAAGGAAUGUUUGCUUGAAGAACCUGAGGAUUUUUGUCAUCGAAUUGCAAAGGAAGAUCAAAAGCUGUUGGAACAUUUAUUCAAAGUUGAUAUUGAAACUGGUGAACAGCCCCUGACAGUGGUACUUAAGGGCGCAGCAGGAAUUGGGAAAACUACCUUGAUGAAAAAGGCAAUGUUGUACUGGGCACAGGGAAAACUAUUUCAGCAGUUUACCUAUGUUUUUUAUCUAAAUGCAAGAGAAAUUAACCAGCUGAAAGAAAGAAGCUUUCUUCAAAUAAUAUCAAAAGAUUGGCCCAGUGAAGAAGGCCCUAUUGAAAGAAUUAUGUCAGAGCCAAGUCGUCUUCUUUUUAUUAUUGAUAGUUUUGAUGAAUUGAACUUCGCCUUUGAGGAACCUAAGUUUGCACUAUGCAAAGACUGGACCCAAGUACACCCAGUGUCUUUUCUCAUGAGUAGUUUGCUGAGGAAAGCAAUGCUCCCUGAGUCAACCUUACUAGUGACAACAAAACUCAUUGCUUGUAAGAAACUAAAGUCUUUAUUGAAGAGCCAAUAUUUUGUAGAGCUCCAGGGUAUGUCUGAGAAUGCAAGAGAAGAAUAUAUUUACCGUUUUUUUGAAGACAAGAAUAGUGCUUUACAAGUAUUCAGUUUAUUGAAAGAUAAUGAGAUGCUCUUUAACAUGUGCAAAGUUCCUAGAGUGUGCUGGAUUAUUUGCAGCUGUCUGAAGCAGCAAAUGGAGAAAGAUAAUAUCCUAACAACCUGUGACACAACCACAGCUCUUUUUACUUGCUACAUCUCUAACUUGUUUAUACAUACUGAUAAAAUCUCUUCUAAUACACCUACUGAACGUCAACUACGUAAACUAUGUCACUUGGCUCUCACUGGAGUAUGGACUAUGACCUACGUGUUUUACAAGGAAAAUGUAAGAAAGCAUGGGUUAACAUCUCCUGCUAUCUCAGGUUUCCUGAAUAUGAAUAUUCUUCAGAUGGACACAGAAUGUGAAAACUGCUAUGUAUUCACACAUUUACAUAUACAGGAAUUUUUUGCAGCUCUAUGUUAUGUAUUGAAAGACAGUUUGGAAGUCGGCAACUAUCCCUAUGUAUCUUUUAAAUAUGUCAAGCUGUUAAUUCAAAGCAGUACACAUAAAAACCCUCAUUUGACAAAGAUGAAAUGCUUUUUGUUUGGCCUUCUGAAUAGAGAUAGAAUAAAACAACUAGAAAAUAUUUUUAAUUGUCAAAUGUCCCUGGAGUUAAGACAGAAGAUUCUUGAGUGGUUGGAAAAAGUAGCAAACAGUGAAAAAUUUCUAUCACAGAUAGAAUUACUAGAGUUGUUUCAGUCUCUGUAUGAGACCCAAGAUGAAACAUUUGUAAUCGAGGCAAUGAGAUCUUUCCAAAAGAUUGUUGUUAAUAUUUGUAAGAAAACUCACUUGCUUGUGUCUUCGUUCUGCCUUAAGUACUGCCACUGUUUACAGAACAUUAAACUAUCUAUAAAUUUGGAAUCUGAGAAGAUGAUAAACCCAGUUCCAGAAGCUGAAAUUUGGAAAGGGGAUGGUGGUUGUAUUUCUCAUUGCUGGCAAGAUCUUUUUUCUGUGCUUCAUACAAAUGACCACUUGAAACAGGUGGAUAUUUGUAAUGGCCAUCUUGAUGAAUUAGCAGUGAAGACCCUAUACCAAGAACUAAAAAACUCCAACUGUAAACUACAAAAACUAAUGUUGAGAUAUAUUUCUUUCCCUGAUGGAUGUCAAGAUAUAUUUCAUUCUUUGAAGACCAACCAGAAUCUGAUACAUCUUGAUCUUAAAGGGAGUGAUAUAAAGGAAGUUGGAGUGAAGUCAUUAUGCGAAGCCUUGAAAAACCCAGAGUGUAAAUUGCAGAAACUGAACUUAGAAAACUGUGGCUUUACAGUAGCUGGUUGUAAGGAUCUUUCUUUGGCUCUCAUCAAUAAAAGGCUGACACACUUAUGCUUGGCAGACAACGUCUUGGAAGAUGAUGGUAUAAAGUUUAUAAGUGAUGUCUUGAAAGAGCCACAGUGUACUCUACAGAGUCUUGUGCUGAAGAAUUGUCAUCUCACUUCACUUGGUGGUAAAUAUCUCUCAGCCUCUCUUCUACAAAAUAAGAGCUUGACACAUUUGGAUCUGGGGUCAAACAGACUACAGGAUGAUGGAAUAAAACUCCUAUGUGCUGCCUUCCAGAAUCCAUGCAGUGCUCUUCAGGAUCUGCAAUUGGUGAACUGUGUUCUCACUAAUGCAUGCUGCCUGGAUCUGGUUUCUGCUAUUUUAAAUAACCCAAACUUGCACAGCCUGGAUGUUGGGAACAAUUACUUGCAGGAUGAUGGAAUGGAAAUUCUGAAUAAGGCUUUCAGACAUCCAAACUGUAACAUUAAAAGGCUUGGGUUGGAAUGCUGUGGUUUGACUUCUGUCUGUUGUAAGGAGCUUGCCUCUAUUCUUAGCAGCAACCAAAAGCUGGUAGAAAUAAACUUGGCACAGAACACCUUAGGAUGUGAAGGAAUUAUGAAAUUGCAUACAGUCUUGAAGUCUCCAGAUUGUAAACUACAAGUUCUAGGGUUGUGCAAAGAAGCAUUUGACAAGGAAGCACAGAAGCUGCUAAGAGAUGUGGAACUUAGUAAUCCACAUCUAGUCAUUAAACGCAAAUGUAUUGACCCUACUGAAGAUGUUUCUUGGUGGCAGUGUUUAUAA